CCUUGAUUACCUCAGUAAAACUCAUCACACUCUAACAAGCCGUAUUAACUACUGAUUCAACGUGUGCAGGAUUCUUAAACUAAAUGUAUUGUUCCCAAAAGUGUGUCACCGCCGUGCGUCAAAGCUUUCCGUCAGAGGACUUUUACAUUUCUGUGGGCCUUUUUCUCUUAACAGCUCCAGUUGGUUGGAUUUUCACCAUGUAUGUUUUUACGCCUGUGGGAUCCGCUGCCUGUCCAAAGACGAGGGCUGGGAAAUGUAAGAAUUGAGGGGCUGUAUAAGUCCGGGAGAUGAGCGCAGCGCAGACAAGGCCUCGGUUACGAUCAUUGCAGUCUGCCGGUUGCCUCGCCUCAGGAAAUGCCGGAUGCGUCUGCUUGCGCCACAGAAAGGACACAAAGGCUGAGCUUUAUUGGUGAUAUUUAGCUUAGACAGCCAGGCUGUAACCUUAAGAAAAACAACCCAAUUGCCCGCGAUAAAAGGGCUGUUAUAUAGCACCCAAAUAACCGCUCCCCACUUCCCGUUUUAGUUCGUCUUCAAAGUGGACCCUCAGCCCCGCAGACGCAGCUCUGCGCAUCUUGGAAACGGACCCUUAAGAUGUUUAGAUUCUGUAAAAUCCAGUGAUCAUCUAAUGCCGCAUUGCUUGUUUUAUCUUAUUUAACAAGUAUUAAAACAUUUUACAUAUCAACAAUGACCAGGAUGUUCCUUCCAAAAUAAAAGUUUUAUAGAUUGGGGUCGUUAAGUUAUUAUACUCUUUUAAUAAAUAAUCCUAUUAGGUUUUUAUUAAUAUACACUUUUUAAGAGUGCAGGUUGUUUGAUGGUUUCGCUAAUGGAAGCUUUAAAGUGGUAUUACCCUGCUCCCCAUAACAACUAUGUUCGAUUACACUAAUAUAAGAUCGCUUGACAAAAAUCAUAACGUUUAUUGCUUAUAAAACGAAAUAUUUCCCAAUAAAGGCGCCGGGAUUUGCUAUUAAAAUAUGGUAGGGAAAAUGGUGGCCAUUUAGUCGAGCAGCAGGCUGAUUUAUUAUUUAUUGUUCUGUCCCACGGUCACGUGUUCGAGGCGCCCUAUCAAGUCUUGGGCAAGGUUCAACUUACUGGACGCAUUGAGCUCCAAGCUGGUGCAGGAAAGCAGCACAUUAUAUCAUGCAACCAAACUGUUUUCCUCUAAAGCUCGCAGAAUCGUAGACGCGCUCCUUUGUUGCUUUUUUGCAUCUUUUCCCCGCAAUGUCGACGUUGGGAACCAAUUAUUAUGUCGACUCCCGUGUUCUGGCCGAGCAGGAAGACAUGGCACCGAGGUACUCAUCAGCUGCAGGGGUGGAGCAGGCGAUGCUCACCGAAUAUGGCGGACAGGAGUCUUGUCCUUUGCAGGCGAAAUCUUCUAUUUUUGGUGGAUCGUGGAGCCCAAUCCCGGCCCACCCUCCGAACACGGCCACUCCAACCUACAUACAUCAUCAUUACACAAGCGGGGACAGUGAUGGGAUGUUUACGCGCUCGUGGGCGCUGGACCCAGUCUCUGCGUCCUUAUGCCUGACGGGAAUACCAUCGACUACGAUGCAUUAUGAGAUCAAACCCGAGCCGCUGAUUGGAAGUACUGAAUGCACAACUUUGGAAACGCACACGCCGAUUUUGUCCGACAUUGAAAACGGAGCGUCUGUUGCGGACAUUCCUUGCGAAACCACAUCCACGUCUAAAGCCGUUGUCGAGAGCCCGUCGGCGGAAGAGAAGGGGGAGGCAGAUGCAAAUAACCCUUCAUCCAACUGGCUUCACGCGAAGCCCACCAGAAAAAAACGCUGUCCUUACACAAAGCAUCAAAUCCUCGAACUGGAAAAGGAGUUCCUUUUUAACAUGUACCUCCCCCGGGAUCGUAGAUAUGAAGUAGCGAGACUCCUGAAUUUGACCGAGAGACAGGUGAAAAUCUGGUUUCAGAACAGGAGGAUGAAGAUGAAGAAGGAAAACAAAGACCGGAGAAGAGACAGUUAACUGGUUGUGAACUGGUGGAUUAGAGCCUGAUGGGGGAGGCGGAGUAGAGGGGGGUCUGUUGUUAAUAUUCCUCAGCUGUUACACAUGUUGUUGUAAAUUUUGUGAUGUUGAAACAAUGCAAGUUUUUUUUCUAUCCAGUGUUUCAUGUUUGUGAGAGAAGAAAAACGUGACGUCGAAAUUUAAAUGUGUUGUACGUGGCGCCCUUCAAUAGUUAAUAACUAGAGGCCAUUCGUUUAUUGCAUGGAAUUAUCUUUGACUACCUGAAUGUCUUUCAGCUACCGAAUCGCGUUGUUUAAAUUAUUUUUUGCAACUUUAAAUGUUUUUGAGUCGUAAGGGUUUUGAAACAUUUGUGAAAACACUGUGCACACUUUAAACAUACCUCGUUGUUCUUUAAUUCAUUCAAAAAUAAAUAGAAGUUCGUCAAGCACACGGGGGCCUUUUAGCGACAUGUUUUGUUAACAUCUUUGUCGAAUUGUUCAACACGCAGAGCAUUUAACAAAACAAACACUAUAAUUAAUAAAAGGAUGCAACAAUGUAACGUAACAACAAGUACAAGUCUGUAACAUGUCUAAAAUAUUCUGCCCUUCAAAAAACAAAGUAUAAAGUUAUUUUCAUGUCAGAAUAAAGGUAAAACAUUUGAAUUCGA
Messenger RNA from Betta splendens (Siamese fighting fish), 2620 nucleotides. It is a transcript of the gene hoxa9b, whose product is annotated as homeobox A9b. Gene Ontology annotation, biological process: proximal/distal pattern formation; anterior/posterior pattern specification; embryonic skeletal system morphogenesis. Lineage: Eukaryota; Metazoa; Chordata; Actinopteri; Anabantiformes; Osphronemidae. Gene Ontology annotation, cellular component: nucleus. The record is from RefSeq and is a predicted model, not a curated record. The transcript is spliced from 2 exons. Gene Ontology annotation, molecular function: RNA polymerase II cis-regulatory region sequence-specific DNA binding; DNA-binding transcription factor activity, RNA polymerase II-specific. The coding region runs from base 1219 to 1974 and encodes 251 amino acids.